Molecule: messenger RNA, 3002 nt
Organism: Bombyx mori (domestic silkworm)
Lineage: Eukaryota; Metazoa; Arthropoda; Insecta; Lepidoptera; Bombycidae
Product: hydroxylysine kinase
Exons: 7
Coding region: 1296-2411 (371 amino acids)
Molecular function (GO): amino acid kinase activity
Source: RefSeq, a predicted model, not a curated record
AACAUCAGUUCACACCCAGGAGUGCAACGGUACGCUUGUAUUGAUCGAAAAUUGUUUGUUUGUUUGUCUGAAGGUAAAUUUUAUUAUAUGUUUUGUUUAUUAGCCGCGGUUUGAGAACAAGUCAUAAUUUCAUCUUAAAUUGCCAAAGUGAAUUGUUUUAAUUACCUUCUCAAUAAUGAAUGCUAUACUUAAUGAAUUGUUAAUAAAAUGCUAUAGUUAGGAUAUAAAAAUAUAUUAGUGAGUUAUCGCCAUACCAAAGGCAAACAAAUUUAAAUUAACGCAAAAUAAUUUUAAUUUUCUAAUCAAAGCCGCCAUCUAAGCCCAAUCGACUAAAACUAUUCAUUAUAUAAAAAAAUCUUCGUUAUUUAUUUUUCCAUUUCAAAAAGAUCGUAAGUUUAUUUCCAUUGAGGACAAUUUUCCUAAAUCAAUCACAAUAAUGCGGUUUGGUCAUCAUGUGAUGUUCGUUACGCCCAGCCACCGCUAGAGAGCGCUAGUUGUACAAUCUUAUUAUUUUGAGAAAGAUACCUUUGAAGUUCAUUUCGUGUUUAAGAUCAUUCGAGAUUAUUUUUAGAGGCACCUUUUACGAAAUUUAUAUACUACUACUGUGGGUAUUAUGUACAUAAAUUUCUAAAAAUAAUACCUCAUUUCUAAUACUCUUUUGAUAUAUUUAAAGUAAAGAGCGAAAUGAACUUUUCUGUAACCGUGCCUUUAUCUCAACCGUCCAGCGUACUGGAGUAUUUUUGUUGUCCCAACUACUUUCCUGGCGUUAGGAAGUCAAGCAAUCUGCAUUCCAACUAAACGACAACAUGCUGGAUCGGCAUUUUCAAGAAGAUUCUUCUAGAUCUCUGGAAGAGAUUCAAUCAAUUCAAAUUCACUGGUGGUAGGACCUCUUGUGAGUCGGCGCGGAUAGGUGCCAACACCGUGCCUAUAUCUGCCGUGAAGCAAUAAUGCGUUUCGGUUUGAAGGGUGGGGCAGCCGUUGUAACUAUACUUGAGACCUUAGAACUUAUAUCUCAAGGUGGGCGGCGCAUUUACGUCGUAGAUGUCUAUGGACUCCUGUAACCACUUAACACUAGGUGGGCUGUGAGCUCCUCUAAAAAACUGGUUUCUUCAGAUCAUCAUCAUCAUAGUCGGUUACUCUUGACAGAGCAGGUGUGGUCGUAUCGAAUCCUUGUUUAUUACAGCCUUGACAGAGGUUCUCCAUAGUUUGCGAACUGAGGCUUGGCACACUCACUCGUCAAGUGGGGUUAUGGUAAGUGGUAAGGACUUAAUGUCUGUGGUUAGUUGACAGGUAAUAUGACUGACGCGAAGCUACUACUGGAGCCGGGGCAGGUUAUCCGUCCGAUAAUCGACCACGAGCAGGUGAAGCUACUGGCCGAGCGUCUCUACGGGAUAUCCGUGCUGGACCUGACCGAGCUGAACGGCUACGACGACAAGAACUACAAGCUGACCGAGGACCCGAACAUGAAGAACCCGCUCAUCACGAACCACUCGCCCUACGGCUACGUCCUCAAGAUCAUGAAUUCGAUUGACUCGCAGAACGUCGGCGUUGUCGAGGCCCAAAAUGAGAUUAUGAAUUUUUUGGCCACUCGCUCCGUGACCUGUCCCAAGCCAGUACGGAAUAUAUUCGGUCAUCUACACUCCAUCGAGGACCUGGGAGGCAAGAAACACGCCGUAAGACUGCUGGAGUAUGUACCGGGAGAGCUCUUGAAGAACUGUCCCUUGUCCGAAGCUCUCCUGUAUCAGCUCGGAGAAUUUGUCGCUAAUCUGGAUAACAAAUUGCAGAACUUCAACCACUCCGGUCUGGUCAGCAGACAGCACAUGUGGAUGCUCUCUAUGGUCCCAGAGCUGGAGAAAUUCAAGUAUGUGAUCAAGGACUCGGAGAAGCUGGAUUUAGCAGAAGAGGUGAUAGAAGAAUUCAAGUAUGCUGUGGUGCCACGCUUGGACGAGCUGGAGAAGGGAGUGAUCCAUGGUGAUAUCAAUGAGAUGAACGUGCUUGUUCUACCGAAGGAUGCUGGCGCAUCGGAUUAUCGCAUAUCAGGAGUGAUCGAUUUUGGGGACAUCCAAUAUUCGUACUACGUGUUUGAGCUGGCCAUCACUAUGACGUACAUGAUGCUGAUGUCCGGGGACCCCAGGGUAGGGGGACUGGUGCUCGCCGGCUACACGGUCACCAGGAGGCUGCCUGAUGAAGAAUACAGACUAUUGAAGACCCUGAUCUCGGCUCGUCUGGUCCAGAGUUUGAUCUUAGGCGCGUACACUCUGGAACAAGACCCGAAAAACACGUAUGUCACGUCCACUGAGAAAGCGAAUGGAUGGGAACUGCUCCGAAAGAUCAGGAAAACGAAACCCACAGAGAACGGAGACCCCACGGACUGGAAGGCCAUUGCCAAUGAGUUUUUGACUAGAAGCUAAAUAAACGUAAAAAUAAUAAUAUUGGUAAUAGGUGGAGCAUUAAGAGCGUUUUGCAUGAAGCCACCAAUAGAAAGUAUUGUAACCAAAAAUUUGUUUUUGAGUUAAAGAAGUAAUGUCAUUUAUUUUUAGUGUGUAAUCGAAAAGUAAUCGAUUUUUCACGUAAUAAUAUGUCACUGAAAUUAAUUACGAACAUUCUGUUUUGUAGGACCUAAAUACGCAAGUCCAGACGUAGAAUAAUAAUUUGAUAGUAAAGUUGAAAAGAGGUAAUUAAUGUAUUCUUCAACUUUCUUAUCUUCUUGAUCUUUAAAAAAUAUAGAUUUAUUGGAGAAAUAAAAAUCCAGUUACAUUUUUAGCAUUCAAAUAAGAAUUCAGUUACAGUUAUAUUUCAAUAAUCACAUAUUUAUAACAACUAUAAGCAAAAAGAGAAUAAUUGAAAGCGAAAUGCUUGCUUAGUAUGAUGUUGUAAAUGAAUAAAAUCCAUAUUAAUAUUCCGUAGUGUUGUUACGUAGGAAGUUAGGUAGUAGUUUAUUUGUAUUCAGAUAAGUAUUAUGUUUGUAAAUCAUUAGUAUUAAAUAAAGACUGUUAAGUGAA